GCCGAACAAAGUACUUCCGGGUCGAUGUCGUGUCGUGGAUUUCGAGUUGUCUCGCGCGAAAUCAAGAAAGAUGGCGGGUGCUGUAGCUAACAAUAUGGAUAGCAUGAGGAGUGCAUUGGAGGAGUUUAUUUGUAGAGCUAAUGAUGUCAUAGAAAUGAAAUUAGUCCGCUCUAAGGAGGAUAUUGAGGAUUCUACAAGGUCAUUUACUCCUACCUUCACCCAUCAAAUCUUUGGUGACAAUGAAACAGUCUUUGGAUACAAAGGAUUAAAAGUACAGUUGUACCUGUCAGCCGCUAAGCUAACACAUUAUCUCACAUACACAUUUGAAGAGAAAGUCAAUCCUAAGAAAUUUGAAGGUGUGCAGGCGGAUCCUAUUCUCAAACCCAUUGUGGAGAAGCUGGAGAUAACACCCAUGGAUAACCUAGAUCGGUUCGUGAUGAGCCUGGAGGACGACGUCGGCUUCCAACCGAUGGGCGACCUUCUCCAUUCUUACUCCAUCACAGACGAAGCUCAGGGCACCUCAAGGCAUUUUGAGAUCUACAAGAGUAGCAUCAUGACGCCAGGGUUUAGGGAGUAUCACUCGCACCUACAAACAUUGCUAUGGUGGUUUGUGGAUGGAUCCUCCUACAUUGAUGUGGAUGACGAGAGAUGGAUGUACUACACAAUCUUUGAACGAUAUCCCUAUGAAGGAACAAAGCGAUACACGACAGCAGGCUACUCAACGGUGUACAGGUAUUAUGCCUAUCCUGACAAGAUCAGACCUAGGAUUAGUCAAGCCCUGAUCCUCCCUCCAUUCCAAAGACAAGGCCACGGAGCUCGAUUCUUAGAGACCAUGUAUGCAGAUUUCAGGACAUUCCCUGAGAUUCUUGAUAUCACAGUUGAAGAGCCAUCCGAGGAUUUUGUGCGACUAAGAGACUUCGUUGACUGCAGGGCCUGUGCUAAACUCCCUGCCUUUUCAUCGGAGAGCCUUGUCAAAGGAUUCUGCAGUGCCAUGGAGAAGGAAGCUCUUGAUAAGCUCAAGCUAAAUAAGAAACAAGUUAGGAGGGUUUACGAGAUCCUACGGCUCAAAGCGACAGACUACAGUAACGCAACGCAAGCUAGGGACUACAGACUUGAUGUCAAAAAGAGACUCAAUAUUCCAUUUCAAAAACAAAAGGCUGAUUAUGAGAAGCUCAAGAAGGUCCUGAAGCCAGAGGAAUUGACGGCAGCGGAAGAGGGCACCAGCCUGGAGGAGAGACACCAGACCCUUGAGAAAUGGUACCAGCAUCUCCUCGAGGACUACCGAAAGGUCCUGGACCGUCUCUCAAUGUGCGACUGAUGUUAAUAUUCUCAGUGGUAUUGAUUUAGGACUUUUCGAUUUGCAUGUUUACGAGUGAACUACAGGUGGCUCUGCUCAAUUCGAAUCUCUUAGGACCAUAGAAACGUGUUUGGCUUUAAAGACUCAGAGCCUUGUAGCACAAAGGUUAGCGAGUAUUCGCUUGAAACGGCUCAUCGAAAUUAAUGCUCACUUUGCUCAGUCGACUGACAAGGAACCAAUCAGAAUGUUUGAAUUAGCGAUUAAUUGCUAACAUUUGUGUUAUGGGGCCUUGGUCUGACUUUGAGACUUAUGCAGAGUUUACUGUACUAUGUAACGAUGUAGUCUGCUUUGUGCUCACAGCAUAUUAAGUCGGUGGACUGAAGCAAUGUGAGACGUGGAGUAUGCCUGAGGUUAAUCUAGGUUGCCUUACAUCAUCUGUUUGUGGCGAUGAUGCAAAGUUCCCUGAAAGUUUUUACCAGGUUAGUGGUCAGGUGGUUCCAUGACAUUUGCUCCGGCAACAAUCACUCCAGAGACGAUUGCUUCGAUGGAAAACCUGCAUGUUAAGCCAAACAUAUAACCAAACCUCCAAAACUAAAUAAAUCAUAAUCCUUAUCUUUACAUUAUUCUGAGCCCAAAACUCUAUUACAAUCCUUACUCUAAUCUAAUGCCCUCUGAGAUAUUAAGAAGAGCAAAUUUCGCAGGAGCAUAUGUCAUGUCAACAGUCUCAGGCAGUGUCCUGAAAAAGCUGCUUGCACAUGUACUGUGUAUGGCAGUGCUCAGCUCUACCAACUUUGUUUGCUGUGGUCACAAAGCAGAGGCUUAUGAGACACUUAUAGCAGUUCACUGGUGAAUGCACAAAUCGCAAGUCCCUAUUGUAAAAUUGUGAACUUGACAAAGCACAAGUAACACGAACAAGGCCUGUCAAAAGGAAUAUUUAUUGCUAUGGCUACUAGUACUUUAUUUUUACGAAUUCCGAGGAAAGGGCAUUCACCUACAGAUUGUAACUUUUUGUUUCGUUUUCCUAGGUUGCAUUAUUUUCUUCUUCCAAGUAUAAAGAAUAUCUUAGUGCGAUAUUGAACUUGUUUUUGUGCAUUCCAGCAUUGUCAAUACCAUAUUUCAGUGGAGCAUGAUGUAAAACCUGCAAGCACCAACGUUGACAUGAAUUAAAUCAAAUGUAUUAUUGGCCUAGUUGAUUACUGUGUAGAACCAGGUAAAUUACACUGAUUUUAAUGGGGAUUAUUAUGCACUUAUGUGGCCAGAUAUUGGGCCACAUGAGGAAUGAUUCUCUCCAAAUGUAGGCUGUGGAUGUUUUUCGUCAUUCUCUGCCGAGAAAUGGUAUCAAAAGCUAUGAAAUGCAAAAAAGAAAAUGGUGACAUCAUCAUCGCUUCCAUACUCGGUUCAAAGGAAUAUACUAACAAAGUAUUAACGUGUAAACCUAGCAUGCUUGUAGGAGUUGAUUGUCAGGUGGACAGACUUCAGGUUUGCACAGAUGCCCAUUCACUUACUUGUAUGUAAAAAAUGUAUUUAAAAAUGAAAUUGUUGAUCUGACAUUUUGUAAAAAUGUGAAUAUUUGUAUGUAAAUGCCAUUCAAUGGCCCUUUGCUUUUUAGUUGCCUAUAAUUUAAGCUACGCUGUCAACCUGUCUUGGGAAUUCCCGUCUGAAGUGAAAGCAUGUCUUUAGUGGCCACCAAAAUUUUCACCAAGUUGGAAGAAACAUUUGUUAAACUGUCUGUAAUUGCAAUCCGAAUGACCCCAGUGGUCACUUUUUCAGUUUCCCUUGGUUAGCCAUAAUAGACAGGACAGGUUUGACUAUGUUAUUUACAUUGCUUGAAAUUAGGAAAGUCAUGAUGUAUGUUGCUGUAUUUAUAACUUAAGUUCAUUUACAUGUACAUUUGCUGAUUAAUUUGCCAUCUUGUAAGAUUAUAUGGAUGUUCCCACCAAAUCAAUAAACUUACAGAAGUCUCA
Messenger RNA from Lytechinus variegatus (green sea urchin), 3261 nucleotides. Its product is annotated as histone acetyltransferase type B catalytic subunit-like. Gene Ontology annotation, biological process: subtelomeric heterochromatin formation. The record is from RefSeq and is a predicted model, not a curated record. The transcript has 10 exons. Lineage: Eukaryota; Metazoa; Echinodermata; Echinoidea; Temnopleuroida; Toxopneustidae. Gene Ontology annotation, molecular function: histone binding; histone H4 acetyltransferase activity. Gene Ontology annotation, cellular component: nucleus. The coding region runs from base 71 to 1318 and encodes 415 amino acids.